Molecule: messenger RNA, 1633 nt
Organism: Agrilus planipennis (emerald ash borer)
Lineage: Eukaryota; Metazoa; Arthropoda; Insecta; Coleoptera; Buprestidae
Product: F-box/LRR-repeat protein 16
Exons: 6
Coding region: 109-1620 (503 amino acids)
Biological process (GO): SCF-dependent proteasomal ubiquitin-dependent protein catabolic process
Cellular component (GO): SCF ubiquitin ligase complex
Molecular function (GO): protein binding
Source: RefSeq, a predicted model, not a curated record
GUCGCGACAUCAUCAGCGGCCCUUCCGACUGUUGUUUCAUCGUUCCUACCCCUCGAUAUAAUAAUGCCUACACGAUAAAAAGUCAACAAAGAUAUACAUAUCAUACAUAUGAGCAAAACGGGCAAAAAUGGUACGUUAUUACCAAGCGUGAAAGCUCGGAAAAUUAUGUCGUCCACAUCGACGCAAAGUGUCGUGGAAAGAGCGUCUGCUGAACUGUCGAAACGGAUAAACGGACUGGGUUUAAGAACAAGCAUCAAUUCGACAAAAAGCAGUGUCAUAGAACGUGUUACGAAUGUGUUUUGUGGCAGCAGUUUCAGUAGCAGUUCUUCGUCAAUGCAAAACAUUGACAAAUCGUCUAAAACCCAUCCGUCCCGUGAAGCUAAAGCUUCAGAAUCAAGCGUCAAUUAUUUGACGUCAACUUCAUGGAAACAGUGUCUCAACCAGAACCGUUUGACAUGGGACCAGUUGAUGCUAGACGAAAAAUUCUUAUCAAAGUUCUUCCUUUACUUCAGUCCGAGCGAGCGUUGCGUUUUACCACGGGUUUGUACACGUUGGCGGGAUAUUUUGUACAGAACGCCGAGAUACUGGACCGGACUCACCCCCGUCGUACAGUGUAGAGAAUUACGAACAGCUUCGUCCGCUGAUAAAACAAGACUUUACACUUCUUUUCUAAGGAGAGGUUUCCACGGACUUUGUUUAGUCGGAGCCACCGACGAAGAUGCUAGUGAUAUCGCCAACACUUUUCCAAUGGCAUCAAAACAUAUACACUCGCUUAGUAUUCAGGGUUCUAGUAUAUCCGAUAAGGGGUUGGAAAUUCUCCUUGACCACCUUCAGGCUUUGUACGAAUUGGAGAUAACAGGGUGUAAUGAGAUUACGGAAGCAGGCUUAUGGGCUUGCCUUAAGCCCAGAAUAGUUUCUCUAACAUUAAGCGAUUGUAUUAAUAUCGCUGAUGAAGCCGUCGGAGCUGUCGCUCAAUUAUUACCAGCCCUUUACAAAUUCUCGUUGCAAGCUUAUCACGUAACAGAUACCGCCUUAGGAUACUUUUCAUCCAAACAGAGCAAUACGCUUAAUGUCUUAAGGUUACAAUCGUGUUGGGAAGUUACUAAUCACGGAGUUGUAAAUUUUGUACAUGCGUUACCAAAUUUAACAGUACUCAGUUUGUCAGGGUGCAGCAAAAUUACGGAUGAUGGAAUUGAACUAAUAGCAGAAAACUUACAGAAUUUACGAAGCCUCGACCUAUCGUGGUGUUCCCGGAUUACUGACGCUGCCUUAGAUUACAUUGCAUGUGAUCUCAAUCAACUCGAAGAGCUUAUUUUGGACAGAUGUGUACAAAUAUCAGACACUGGUAUUGGAUAUUUAUCAACGAUGCUUUCGUUACAAGUGUUAUGUCUUCGUUGGUGCACCCAAAUAGGAGACUUUGGAUUGCAACAUUUAUGUGGAAUGAGAAAUCUUCAAAUAUUAUCUCUUGCAGGUUGUUCACUCCUUACGUCGAAUGGUCUAUCAAAUUUAAUACAACUAUGGCAAUUACGUGAAUUAGAAUUAACCAAUUGUCCUAGCGCUUCACGAGAACUUUUCUGCUACUUAAGACAGCAUCUCCCACAAUGUCUUGUGAUCGAAUAAAAAACAUGCAAUU